AUGGCGGUGACCUCUGACUGCAAACCUUGUCCUGUGGUAUGGGCAUGGGCACCUUAUAGGGGGGGAAAAGGGUCGGGUGACAGAGUGGUUGUGGAAGAAGGGAGUGACGCCAUUUUACCCUGUUCCCUCAGCAACAAGGAGAACGCUGAGUCAGAACUCUUUGACUGGAAGAAAGAUGGUCAGAAGGAGGUUUUCUUUUAUGACGGAGGCAUUCAUUACAACAACGGGCGUAUAGGACAAGAUGAGCAGUUCAAAGGUCGCGUCUCACAUUUUCAAGAUGAGCUGAAGUACGGAAACGCCUCCAUCAUCAUCAGAAAUACGAAGGUGACCGACAGAGGAGACUACACCUGUAUUUUUCCACAUCUUCAGCCAAGACAGAUAUUCAACAUUGAGCUACUUGUUGCUAUAAUCAGUGACAUGGAAGUUGUCCUGUCUCCUGCCUGCAAGAUCUUCUUUGUCUCCACAUCGUGUCAGAACUGAGCCUCUGCUUCUUCUUACUGCUCUGCGUCUGAUCUCAGGUGACUAACAGCUUUGCUGCUGCUGGAUGCUCUAACCACUUCUGAGUUUUUUUCAAACAAUGUAUUAGGGGUGUAACGAUACACCAAAUCCACGGUUUGGUUCAGACCUCGAUUUUUGAGCCACAGUUACCUACAAUAACCUACUGUUAAUACAAUUAGCCUACAACCUACACCGCUACAGAGCCCACCCUCCACUGGCCGCCGCCGGCACAAUUUCACUGUCUUAAUGAGAGCUCAACAGUCCGCAGAGCGGCUGUGUAACGGUUCUGUCUCUCAGAUCCACAACAUGAAACCGUGGACUUUUGUGUCGCGAUUUCGGUCUCUGUUCCAAAUCUGUUACAGCCCUAUGAAGAAUAUACACUCACCUAAAGGAUUAUUAGGAACACCUGUUCAA
Micropterus dolomieu (smallmouth bass) is the source of this 912-nucleotide messenger RNA. Its product is annotated as V-set domain-containing T-cell activation inhibitor 1-like. The transcript has 3 exons. Lineage: Eukaryota; Metazoa; Chordata; Actinopteri; Centrarchiformes; Centrarchidae. The record is from RefSeq and is a predicted model, not a curated record. Bases 1 to 480 code for a protein of 159 amino acids.